CACAGGUUUUGCUUUUCAUUAUCAAAAUGAUUGUUAAACUGACUGGAUCAACUUCCUUUUUAGUAACACUAUUGUUUUCGCUUUGUGAAAAUGUUGCUGCUUAUGACUUGCAUCACAAAAUUCUCGCCCCAUUUGUAAAGAUUGGAGGCGGUUACUAUUUUAUUGAACGAAACCUUCAGAAAAAUUGGUUUGAUGCCUACGAAUCUUGUCGACGACUACAAGCUGAAUUAAUAACGCUUGAAACUGAAGACGAGCUGCGACUGGUAUCCAAAUACCUUACGCAAAAUAACAUUUUCGACCGCUAUUGGACCUCGGGAACGGAUUUGUCAGAGCAAGGAAAACAUGUUUGGUUUUCCAAUGGACAGCCUUUAUCAUCGCAAUUGUGGUACUCGGGAGAACCAAAUAACAAAGAUAAAAAGGAGCAUUGCGAUGAACUGGGAAAUAGGAUUAAAGAUAAACCUGGAAUGAAUGAUUUAGAUUGCAACUCAAAAAUUGGUUAUAUUUGCGAAAUACAUAGCGAAGAACAUUGCAGCCAUGGUCAUUGAAUAGUCAAGUUAUAUAAGAAAAAAUAUUGUCAACUUGAAGUGCAAAUAUUGAAUUAUAAUUUGAGUUACUA
Messenger RNA from Drosophila yakuba, 616 nucleotides. It is a transcript of the gene Sfp24F, whose product is annotated as C-type lectin 37Da. NCBI's taxonomy places the organism in Eukaryota, Metazoa, Arthropoda, Insecta, Diptera, Drosophilidae. Gene Ontology annotation, molecular function: carbohydrate binding. Gene Ontology annotation, cellular component: external side of plasma membrane. Gene Ontology annotation, biological process: biological process involved in interspecies interaction between organisms. The transcript is spliced from 2 exons. The record is from RefSeq and is a predicted model, not a curated record. Bases 27 to 545 code for a protein of 172 amino acids.